Messenger RNA from Microplitis demolitor, 1461 nucleotides. Its product is annotated as tektin-3. The transcript has 7 exons. The record is from RefSeq and is a predicted model, not a curated record. NCBI's taxonomy places the organism in Eukaryota, Metazoa, Arthropoda, Insecta, Hymenoptera, Braconidae. Bases 1 to 1461 code for a protein of 486 amino acids. Gene Ontology annotation, cellular component: microtubule cytoskeleton; nucleus. Gene Ontology annotation, biological process: cilium movement involved in cell motility; cilium assembly.
AUGGGUGGACCUGCAGAAAAAAAUUCAAAUUUUCAAAUCCCAGCAAAAGUUGGAGGAUCGUUCAAAACACCUAGAUCUCAUCCAUGGAGACCUGCUCUAGGCUUUGAAAAUGUUCAAGUUAUGACUUUACCAUCACAAACAAUAACAAAUCAAUUAGUUGAUCCUUGUUACACACCAAACGAUAUGUCCACCGAGCCUUUGAAGUUUCCGAAUCUUGUGACUGGUUUUGAAAGGAACCCGUCUCAUGCUGCUAGAGCUGCACUUUAUACCCGAUACACUCCGGAUGAGUGGAAUCAAAAAGAAAUCCACCUUGCUAAUGAAGUGACUGCUAAUUGUAAUUAUUCAGACAAACUUAAGAGUUCGACUCUACAACUUAUAAAAGAAGCUGAUGAAAGAGUACAAGAAGGACAAAGAGACUCAUCACGAAUGCUGGGGCAGAGAGUAAGAGAAAUAAGUUUUUGGGAGCGAGAGUUAUCGAGUGAAUUAGAUAGAAUUAUUAUUGGAAAUAAUAAAAUGCAAGAAUGUAUGCGAACUCUUCAGAGAGCUAUUCUAGAUGUUGAAAUUCCCCAGCAUAUUAGCCAAGAGUGUUUAUAUCAUCGCGAAUCAAGAAGAGGCACUGAAUUAAUUCACGAUGAACCUGAAAGAGCAUUAUUGAAUGAAGUAGAAACCAUAAGAAAUUGUCGUAAGAAACUUGAAGUCUUCACCGACAAAUGCAAAGAACAAUUAGCAAAUGGCCGGGCAGCGCAAAAUGAAAUUGAGAUGGAUAUAAAUAAUAAAAAUUUAGCGCUUGGUAUCGAUUCGAUGUGUCAUCAGCUAAAUAAUUACAGCAGAGGAUUACAAUAUUAUGGUGGCAUUGAAAAUUAUGAUAAUUCAAUUACUGAAGGGCAGACGUGGGCUGAAGCUUCGGAUGCUGUUAUAAGAAAAUCUCAGAUAAUUCGCGCGAAAUCAAAUCAGAUUAUAAGUGACAUUGAGGCGGCGAUAAAUGAAGUUGCUCAGGAAUCAUGGAAAGUUUGGGAUUACACGAAUAAUGCGUUCGCUAGACGAAUCGCUGAAAUUUUGGAAGCUAAAAAUAAACUUUUAGUCCACUUGCAACACGUUCAAGACGAAAUUUUUUCAGUUGAUAAAAAUAUUGAGGAAAUUAAAAAAGCUGUUGAUGACAAAGCACUGACUGUGAAAGUCGCACACACGCGUCUCGAGGCAAGAACAUAUCGACCGCAAGCUGAGUUAUGUAAAGAUGCAGCGCAACUUAAAAUUGUCGAGGAAGUCGAGACAAUAAAAUCAAUAAUUGGCAAUUUGAAUAAUAGAUUACUCGAAUGUGAAGCGCAGCAGCAACAGCUUUUGCGAACGAGAUCUAAUCUUGAGAAUGACCUGAAAGAUAAAAUGGAUGCUUUGUUUAUUGACAGAGAAAAGUGUAUGGGAUUACGUAAAAGUUAUCCAAUUGUUAAUACAAUAAAAUACUAG